This is a messenger RNA of Merops nubicus (carmine bee-eater), 2328 nucleotides long. RefSeq names its product phospholipase A2, group IVA (cytosolic, calcium-dependent) (gene PLA2G4A). Gene Ontology annotation, molecular function: calcium-dependent phospholipid binding; calcium ion binding. The transcript has 18 exons. Gene Ontology annotation, cellular component: Golgi apparatus; cytosol; endoplasmic reticulum. Lineage: Eukaryota; Metazoa; Chordata; Aves; Coraciiformes; Meropidae. The record is from RefSeq and is a predicted model, not a curated record. Bases 1 to 2250 code for a protein of 749 amino acids. Gene Ontology annotation, biological process: glycerophospholipid catabolic process.
AUGUCCAUCAUAGAUCCUUAUCAACACAUUGUGGUGGAACACCAGUAUUCACACAUAUUCACUGUGACGGUAAGGAAAGCCACAAAUGUCACAAAAGGAGCCAUCGGUGACAUGCUUGACACCCCAGAUCCUUACGUGGAGCUGUUCAUCCCAUCCGCCCCUGACUGCAGGAAGAGAACAAAACAUUUCAAUAACGAUGUGAAUCCCGUGUGGAAUGAGACCUUUGAGUUCAUUUUGGAUCCCAACCAAGAGAAUGUUCUUGAGGUUACUUUGAUGGAUGCCAACUAUGUUAUGGAUGAGACUCUUGGCACAUCCACAUUUCCUAUAUCUUCUCUGAAACUGGGAGAGAAGAAGGAGGUCCAGCUAACUUUCAAUGAUGUCACAGAAAUGACUUUGGAAAUGUCUCUUGAAGUAUGUUCAGCUGUUACCCUCCGGUUCAGCAUGGCUCUCUGUGAUGAGGAGAAGAAAUUUCGGCAGCAGCGGAAAGAGAACAUCAUGCACAGUAUGAAAUCAUUUCUGGGAGAGGAGAACAGCAAGAACUUGACCACUUCCCGUGAUGUACCAGUCAUAGCAGUACUGGGUUCAGGAGGUGGAUUUCGUGCCAUGGUGGGGUUUGCUGGAGUCAUGAAAGCACUUUAUGAGUCAGGAAUUUUAGACUGUGCUACUUACAUUGCUGGUCUUUCAGGAUCCACGUGGUACAUGUCAACUUUGUAUUCACACCCAGAUUUUCCAGAAAAGGGACCAAAGGAAAUUAAUCAAGAAUUGAUGAAUUCUGUGAGUCACAACCCACUUCUGCUGCUCACUCCUCAGAAAGUCAAACGCUACAUUGAAGCACUGUGGAAUAAGAAAAGCUCAGGCCAGCCUGUCACCUUCACAGAUAUCUUUGGAAUGCUAAUAGGUGAAACACUUAUCCAUAAUAGAAUGGACACGACUUUGAGCAACAUGAAGGAGAAAAUUGAUAAUGCACAAUGCGCUCUCCCACUCUUUACAUGUCUCCAUGUCAAGCCAGAUGUCUCAGAGCUUAUGUUUGCAGACUGGGUGGAAUUCAGUCCUUAUGAGAUCGGUAUGGCAAAGUAUGGCACCUUUAUGUCUCCUGAUCUGUUUGGGAGCAAGUUUUUUAUGGGGACAGUGGUGAAGAAAUAUAAUGAAAAUCCCUUACAUUUCUUGAUGGGUGUCUGGGGCAGUGCAUUUUCUAUAUUAUUUAACAGAGUGCUGGGUGUCUCCAAUUCUCAAAAUAAAGGUCCCACCAUGGAAGAAGAAUUAGAAAAUAUUAGGCUAAAGCACCUUGUAAGCAAUGACAGUUCAGACAGUGAAGAUGAGUCACAGCAUCCAAAAGGCACUGAAAAUGCUGAGGCACAGCAGGAGUAUCAGAACAGCAGCCAAGAAAGCUGGGUGCAGCGAAUGCUGAUGGCUUUGGUGGGUGACAGUGCCCUUUUCAAUACCAGGGAAGGGCGUGCUGGGAAAGUGCACAACUUCAUGCUGGGACUGAACCUCAACAGCUGUUACCCACUCUCUCCUCUGGCAGACCUCCUUACACAGGAGUCCGUGGAGGAAGAUGAACUAGAUGCAGCAGUUGCAGAUCCUGAUGAGUUUGAGCGGAUAUAUGAGCCACUAGAUGUGAAGAGCAAAAAGAUUCAUAUAGUGGACAGUGGGCUUACAUUUAACCUGCCAUACCCACUCAUCCUAAGACCUCAGAGAGGGGUUGAUCUGAUCAUCUCUUUUGAUUUUUCAGCGAGGCCAAGUGAUUCCAGUCCUCCUUUCAAAGAAAUUUUGCUUGCUGAAAAAUGGGCCAAAAUGAACAAGCUUCCUUUCCCCAAAAUAGACCCAAAUGUAUUUGAUCGAGAGGGCUUGAAGGAGUGCUAUGUCUUCAAACCCAAGGACACCUCUUCAGAGAAAGACUGUCCAACCAUAAUCCAUUUUGUUUUGGCCAACAUCAACUUCCGGAAGUACAAAGCUCCAGGUGUUCCAAGAGAAACACAGGAAGAGAAGGAUUUUGCGGACUUUGACAUUUUUGAUGAUCCAAAUACACCAUUCUCUACCUUCAACUUCCAGUAUUCCAAUGAGGCUUUCAAGAGGCUUCAUGACCUAAUGGAGUUCAACACCCUCAAUAACAUAGAUGUCAUCAAGGAGGCUAUGAUGGAGAGCAUUGAAUACAGGAAGGAGAAUCCAUCCCGCUGCUCCGUGUCCCUCAGCAGCGUGGAAGCGAGGAGAUUCUUUAACAAGAGCCACCUUAACAACAACCAUACGUAGAGGAUGCGCCGUAGGUCCCACUCCCUCAAGAAACUGGUUUUUAUAACUGGAGUAAAAAAGACUUGAUCAGUGCUGCUG